UGAAAGGGGACUGAAGCAUAGUUAUUUACUACUCAUGAAAGGAGCGGUAAAAAAUGGCCCAGAACAAGAGUGCAGGAGUGAAGGAGACAUCCACAACGUCUCUACGUGAAGCCAUUAAGCAAUGGGAGGAUAACAACAAUAUCAAAAUCAGCGACGUUGAGGAAGUCAAACUUGUCGGCCUCUACCCUCCUCUGGAGAAGCUUGAUCAGCACAUGCAGACCUUAUCACACGUACAGAAGCUGUCGCUCUCAACAAACGUCAUCGAGAAACUGGCUAACUUCAAUAACUUCCGCAACCUGCGCGUGCUGUCUCUGGGUCGCAACAACAUCAAGAGCCUCAGUGGCCUGGAGGCCGUGGGGGAGACGCUAGAGCAGCUGUGGAUCUCCCACAACCUCAUUGAGAAGCUGAAGGGCAUCAGCGCUCUCAAGGAGCUCAGGGUUCUCUACAUCUCCUGCAACCUCGUCAAGGACUGGGCCGAGUUUAUGAAGCUCGCCGAGCUGCCGGCGCUUGUCGAACUCAACUUCGUCGGCAACCCAUUGGAAGAGAAGAUGACCGCAGAAGGAGGCUGGCGGGAGGAGGUGCUCAGGAGGCUCGUGUCGGUACAGAAGUUGGACGGACUGCCGCUCAUCAGGGAGGUCUCUGACGACGUCUUCAGGGAGCCGCUGCCCUCAGGGACCGACCUCGACCACAAUGAUGAUGAUAGCGCCCCAGCGGACCCAAUCACUGCCAUCCACGCUGACGCAGUUGGCGACGACGGAAACUGAAAUUAGGUCAGAGACCAGCAGGUGUGUUCAAUGAGGCGAAGUUCCUGCAGGAGCUAUUCAAUGAGACCGAAGUUCCUGGAGGUUGUGUUCAAUGAGACCGAAGUGCCUGGAGGUUGUGUUCAAUGAGACCGAAAUUCCUGGAGGUUGUGUUCAAUGAGACCCAAGUUCCUGCAGGUGGUGUUCAAUGAGACCGAAGUUCUUGCAGGUGGUGUUCAAUGAGACCGAAGUUCCUGCAGGUUGUGUUCAAUGAGACCGAAGUUCCUGCAGGUUGUGUUCAAUGAGAUCGAAGUUCCUGCAGGUGGUGUUCAAUGAGAUCGAAGUUCCUGCAGGUGGUGUUCAAUGAGACCGAAGUUCCUGCAGGUUGUGUUCAAUGAGACCGAAGUUCCUGCAGGUGGUGUUCAAUGAGAUCGAAGUUUCUGCAGGUUGUGUUCAAUGAGAUCGAAGUUCCUGCAGGUGGUGGUCAAUGAGACCGAAGUUCUUGCAGGUGGUGUUCAAUGAGACCGAAACUCCUGCAGUUGGUGUUCAAGAACACAGAAGUUCCUCCAGGCGUAUCAAUAAGACCGCAGUUACUGCCACUUCACGAUCAAUGAGAUCGUGAAGUUCCUUCCACUAUUGGCCCUGAGGCCAAAGUUACCGUUUUCGAAAUAUUCUUCAUAUUUCUCCUCGUCAAAAUAAAGUGUACAUAUUUCCUUCUUAAGUGUUAUUUAUUUCAGAACAAUGAUCGUAUCUAGUACGAAGAUCGUCAAUGGUUCAAUAAUUUAUCUUAAAUAAGGAUAGUGAGCGAUAUGAUUGUCUUACUGGCAUAUGACAGUAAAAAGUACAAUAUUGGAAUAUAGCUUUACUAGCAACUAAUUAAUAUCUAUUUUAAAUCAUUACACAUCGGAGCUCCAGAGUAUGCUUUGUCAGCUGAUCAUCAUGUAUCGGCUGUAAGGGAGAACAAUCGAAGGCUUAGGUCAAGUAGAUCGAGUCACACUAUAUAUAUGGCGGAUGUCAGCAUUGUUGUCCACGAUUCCGUGGCGUCGUGUUCACCGGGUGUGGGUGCUUUCGUGUAUUCUUUUUCCGAAAAAAAUCCUCUUAAAAUACAGCAGCCCUUCACUCACACAAAAAUUCAUCUAUGCCCUAUAUAGAUGAACUAGUCCAUUUAUUCGUAGUCCACUCAUACCCUGUAAUGCAAGAAUGUCCUUUACACACACAGCAUCCUCCAUCCUCUCACACGUAAUCACAUCUGUUCACCACAUUAGAUCUCCCAUGUCCCGCCAUGCCCUGCAUCGUUACCCAUCCUCCCACUUGCACAACAAACUCUUGCCCUGCAUAACUCAAAUAACUCAGCAGAGCUCUGAGCUCAGAGAUGCUGCGGGCUCUUGAGCAGUAAUGAUUAUAACAAUAACUUUCAUUCAGUAUAGUGCACUGACGUCACAAGCCACUGUCGAGGGCAUCACCAUCAUCGUCACGCAGCAGGAGUAUCUUAUCCAGCCUUUUUAUUACUUUAUUUCCGUUUAUUGUCUCGUAAUGUAGCUAGGAGCGUAUAAGAUCUCUUGAAUUUAUUUAAACUUCUAAUCCAAAGUAGAUCACUGUGCAUUUUGCGCUAACUUUUGUAGUAUUAAUAGCAGGGUUAUUUGCAGUACUAUAGGUGGUAGGUAUAGUUAUACGUAUAAGAUGGAAUAGUAUUAAUAACAAUAGCCGGCAAGACUGUCGAGGGCGUUAAUAGUUUCAGCCAUAGAACACAUUAAUUGUUGCUUUCUUGCCUGAAAGUGAACUAAUUGGCACAGCACGUCAUUCAUUGCGAAGGCUAAUGGAUUAAUUAAAUCACGUAGUAAAUACAUCUCUUCUGGGGGAUCCUAAGUUACCGAGUCCAUGGGAAGGCCAAGACCUUGGGCGACUCGGAGUUGCUGCCGUUGCUGCCCUUAAUUUGGUCUUACUUUCCGAGACGCUAGAGUAGUUCAAAUGAGUCAUGACCUUAUUAAUUAAUAUUUAUUAUCAUUGGACCUUAUCAUGUUUCGCAAGCAGAUAUUCGGAUCUCAAUCAUCCAACCUUGAGAAAUAAAUAUAACACGAUUCAUAUAAACUGACGCGUUUAUUCCCAUACCGAAAGUAUCU
Molecule: messenger RNA, 2860 nt
Organism: Hyalella azteca
Lineage: Eukaryota; Metazoa; Arthropoda; Malacostraca; Amphipoda; Hyalellidae
Product: dynein axonemal light chain 1
Exons: 7
Coding region: 54-764 (236 amino acids)
Cellular component (GO): cytoplasm
Molecular function (GO): protein kinase binding
Source: RefSeq, a predicted model, not a curated record